This is a messenger RNA of Lathyrus oleraceus (garden pea), 702 nucleotides long. RefSeq lists its product as uncharacterized. Lineage: Eukaryota; Viridiplantae; Streptophyta; Magnoliopsida; Fabales; Fabaceae. The transcript has a single exon. The record is from RefSeq and is a predicted model, not a curated record. The coding region runs from base 1 to 702 and encodes 233 amino acids.
AUGCACACUCGAGUUCAACCGUACUUCGAUGAUCAUCAACAAGUGUAUGAUAUACCUGAUAUGACUGAAGAAGGUGAUGAAAGACAUGAAAAGCUGAGAGAAAAUGUUGAAACCAUUGAGAAAAGGCUGAGAGCAAUGGAAGGUGAUCAGAUCUUUGGUGCUGUUGCCAGAGAAAUGUGCCUUGUAUCUGGAUUGGUGAUCCCCGCAAAAUUCAAGACACCCAACCUUAAUCAAUAUGAAGGAGAUACUUGUCCCAAAAGUCAUCUUAUCAUGUAUUAUAGAAAGAUGGCAGCUCACGUGGACAAUGACAAACUCAUGAUCCACUGUUUCCAAGACAGUUUGAAAGGUGCCUCUUCGAAAUGGUACUUGACCCUUGAUCAGACUCGCAUCCGUUAUUUCCAAGAUUUAUCUGAUGCUUUCAUCAAACAAUACAAGUACAACAUGGAUCUAGCUCCCGAUAGAAGGCAAUUGUUGAGCAUGUCCCAAAAGUAUUCUGAAUCCUUUAAAGAAUAUGCACAAAGGUGGAGAGAGACUGCAUCUCAAGUGGAACCUCCAUUAACUGAAAAAGAAUUGGCAGAUUGGUUCGUCGACACAGUGCGACCAGAAUUUUUUGAAAGGAUGGUGGGAAGCGUGACUGCAAGUUUUUCUGACUUGGUGGCUGUGGGUAUCAAAGUGGAACUUGGCUUAAAAAUGGCAAGAUGA